Naumovozyma castellii is the source of this 1770-nucleotide messenger RNA. Its product is annotated as WD40 repeat domain-containing protein. NCBI's taxonomy places the organism in Eukaryota, Fungi, Ascomycota, Saccharomycetes, Saccharomycetales, Saccharomycetaceae. Bases 1 to 1770 code for a protein of 589 amino acids. The record is from RefSeq and is a predicted model, not a curated record. The transcript has a single exon.
AUGAGUGAUGUUGUCAGUCCACCAGACUCCCCUCUUUAUUGUUCGUCAAAUGAUCAUAAGCCAUAUAUAACCGCAAUUUAUGGCAUUAAUAUAUCGCUACACAAUAGUGUCUUUAAGUCAUGUUUACUGCCCAUCCUAAAACUAUUAAGGUUACCACUUCCUAUUGGUAGUGAGAUAUUUCUCGACAUACACCUCUCUACAGAUGGGAGCUCAUAUUUUGGAAAUAACAUUAUGGAUGUACGUAGUACGUUUAAGAUUCUUUCACAUUUGUCUAACCGAUACCUUAAUGACUUACCAGAGAGCCAUUUCCCUACAUCAUUAGGACAACAGGAAGAGUUUAAGCAACAAUUGUCCCUUUACCAAGAAUUUCUACUCGAGAUUAAUCACCAAUAUACUUCAGAAAAGCUUCUUUCGGAUAAUGCAAGAGAUUCCCUUCAUUCACCCUACACCUCUAAAGAUGUCGAUCAUUUGAAUGGUAGUAUAUCUUCUGACAAGAAAAUCCUAAAACUAUCCCAAAAUGAGCUUAAGUACCAGAAUUUACAAGACUCUAUAAUGGAACAUACUUCCAAAAAGCAAUCUAGGGAAACUACGAGAGAAGUUCCAAGACACAGGCAGAAUAGAAACAUUGCUUCCAGAGGGGAAGGAAUGAUUAGCCUUAGGGGUAAACACGUACAUUCAUACAAACAUAGAAAUGAACAGAAUGAGUCGGCGGCAAAGGCCGAACCUGAUUUGACUGAUGCCAAACUAGACCCAAAUAUUCGGGGUAUAAACAAUGUCAUGAAUGACCCAGCUCAGGUUAUGUUCUUUCAUAAAAAUGACAAAGAAAAUAAUGAAGACCUCAAGUCUGGAUCCCAUCUAGGAACACUUGAUAGCGUGUAUACUGAUACAGUUACAUGCUUAGAUUUUGAUUUAUCUACAAAAAUGUUGUACACUGCAGGUAAAUACAAUACUUCAAUAAAGGUUUGGGAUCUCGAGACGAACGAUCAAGUUAUGGAUUUAGAUGAUCAUAUCGCGUCCGUAACAUGCAUGCAACUUCACCCGGAUAGCAAAACUCUUAUUACCGGUAGCAAAGAUGCCACACUAAAGUUAUGGGAUUUAGGGCUUGCUCCACAAACAUCCCUUGAUAGCACCAGUAAUAUAGAUUCUUGCAUCAAUACGUUUGAAGCACAUACAGCUGAAAUUACUAGUGUGUCAUAUGAUAAUGAAUAUCUUCUUAGCGCCUCGAGAGAUAAAAGCAUACGACAAUGGGAUUUGACUACUGGAAACUGUGUACAGACAUUAGAGGCAACCUUAUCACAUAACUCAGGAACUAAUAUAAAAGAUUCAACAGUAGAGGCCCUCCAGAGUGUUGGGGCCGCUUUGGCCACAGGAUCAAAAGACGGUAUAAUUAGACUAUGGGAUUUGAGGUCUGGAAAAGUGGUGAGAACAUUACUGAAACACCAAGGACCAAUUACUUCCCUCCAAUUUGACUCCACCAAAAUUAUUACAGGAUCGACCGAUGCCAAUAUAUCAGUCUCUGACUUAAGAACAGGAAACAUACUAGAAACAUACCAUUGUGAUGCACCUAUCAAUACGUUUGACUUUGAAAAUGAUAAAUUAGUGGUUGCAGCGGAUACCAAAGAUGUGCGUGUAAUUAAUAGAAACAAUGGUAGUCAUUGGAAUUGUGACAUUAAAGUUCCUGAUGAAUCAACCACAGUUUCUGUUAAGCUGAAGAAAAAGCUCAUGAUAGAAGGCCGUAGUAAUGGUGUAAUAAAUCUGUGGCAUAUAUAG